CAGACGAAUUGCUUUCGCCGAGAAUGGCAAUGAUUGAAAAUAUUUUGAACUCUACAGAAGCUUCUGAUCUCGACAAACUUCUGCAAAGUUUUGAGUUUGACAACAAGCAAUAUGUAAAACUGAUAGAGAAGGAAAAUCAACAAAUCGAAGCAUAUAUGAAAGAAACAGAAGUGAAACAAAAUAAUCUGAUGCAGUUACAGUUAUUGAUAUCAAAAUUAGACGAUGAUACCAAACGUUCACACAGACAGUUUACACAGAAUAGAGAAAACUGUGAAAGUCUGAGAAAAACAACUGUAGUUUUGAUGGAACAUGAAGUAGCACUACAUAAAAAACUGACAUCUAUAUAUUCUACUGGAGAGAAUGAUAGAAGUGAAAGAGCAGGCGUUUUACAACACUAUAGAAAUAUAUGGGAAGAUUAUUCAGCAACAUAUAAGAGAUUUCCCCUGGCUAUUAAACUACAGAAGAAACAAGACGAGUUUGGGGUAUUAUCACAACAGGUAGAAUCUGCUAGACAACAGGCUGAUCAACUCAAAGAAAAGAUAACACUAGCUCAAGACGAUGAAGCAGAUGAAAUGGAAUCUGAUAUAGCUUUAUUGAAUACCAAUAAUAAUGAAGAAAUUGGCAUGGAAACAGAUAAAACUAUACAACCGAUGGAAGGUCAAGAUAGUCAAUUGUUAAAGGAGAAGGAGAGCUCGACGCAAAGAGAAGAGGCCAACGGAGAAACUGAUCGACAGCCGAUGGAAGUGACCGCUGUCAACCCUAACCAGUCACUCAACAGAAGAGGGAACAACCGAACUAACUCAAGUGGAUCUACUACCUUGACUUCAGUGCCUACAAUACCAUCUAUCAAUCAGAACGCAAAAUCCUCGCCAUCGCCUUCAUCAAAUAUUUCCAAAACUCCUACCAUAAGACCACACUCUGAUCAUGACAACAACCAACAACGCUUUAAUAAUAUGCAGAUUACGCCUCGACCGAGAACUCCUAUUAUUCUGACUCCAAGAAUUCCCAAUCUCCUGGCACCCCGUCCUCCCCGCCAUCAAGGUACAGGAAGACCGCAUUACCCGCUAACAAUGAUGCAAGAAACAAGAGGACUAAGAUCUUUCUCUCCGCAAAUACUAAGAUCUCCAAUGAUUCGAAGCCAGAUACCAAAUAUACAAUCUCCUGUUCGACAAACAGUAAUCCAAAACAAGUCACCUCAAGUGACAGAGAAGAAGAAGACACCAACAGUGACAAACAGUCCUAAAACACCAAAGAACUCUUCUGCUAACUCCAGCUCGUCCAAUAGUCCUUUUGAUCUCGACAAACACCUAGAGAAGAUGCAGAAUUUAAAGAAAUCGCCUGGAUUCAUGCCUCUGAAGAGUAGAGCUAUGUUUGAUAAUCAGGGCGAUUGCGUGAUAUCAAGUCCCGCUGCUGGUUUUCUUCAAACUUUUAACCAGAAUAAUAAGAUGACUGCAGAAGCACAGGCAACAGGACGACCAGAAUUCAAUAUGUCAUUAUUCUCAAAUAUCUCAUCACCUGAAACCGCAAAUUCCUCCGUAUUUAGUUUUGGUGUCGACUCCAUGACUGCAGAACCAGGAUCUGAUACCGCGAACAGCUUUAUGGGUUUCUUUGAAGGCAGUGGAUCUAAUAACGACAAAGAAGAUACGUCUGGAUUUUCAUUCAACUUUAGUGGUAAUGAUACUGGAGCUAAGUCUCCUGAGUCAACUGAAGGUUUUACGUUUAAUUUUGGUGGUUCUUCAGAACAACAACCAUCUUCUGUCUUCAGUUUGUUUUAAUGUUUGAACUCAAACGUUUUCUUACUUUCCUUAUAUUUAUGACUUUAAAUCGUUACUUUCUAUAUUUGUUAAAUUUUACGUACUAGCCUAAUGAUACAACUAAAGUUGCCAAAUACAUGUACAUGU
Molecule: messenger RNA, 1901 nt
Organism: Lottia gigantea (owl limpet)
Lineage: Eukaryota; Metazoa; Mollusca; Gastropoda; Lottiidae
Exons: 12
Coding region: 24-1775 (583 amino acids)
Biological process (GO): meiotic DNA double-strand break processing involved in reciprocal meiotic recombination; spermatogenesis; homologous chromosome pairing at meiosis
Cellular component (GO): central element
Source: RefSeq, a predicted model, not a curated record